AUGCACACCGUUCGGCGAGCGUGUUCCGUCCAACUGAUCGCGCCGCGCGCACUCCUCCGGAACCAGCCUACACGGAACGUCUACGGAACGCUACACCAUGCGGCGUUAACCAGCGUACCGCCGCGGGCACAUGGCCGAGGGCCGACUCGGGUGCAGAGUGGCGCGUACAGCACCGUCGCGGCCGCAGAGGAGGCUCCUGGGAAGACGAAGGUGUGGGAUUCGGUCGAGGAGGCGAUUGCGGACGUGAAGAGCGGGGACGUCCUGCUGAGCGGAGGGUUCGGACUCUGCGGGACUCCUGACACGCUUAUUGGCGCGCUCGCUGAGAAGAAGGAUGGAGUGAAGGAACUGACUGUCGUCUCCAACAAUGUUGGUUCUGGAGUUAUGGGUCUUGGCAAGCUCUUGCAUUCUGGCCAGAUCGACAGGGUCAUGGCUUCCUACAUUGGCGGCAACAAACACUUCGAAGGCUUGUACCUGAAGGGCCAAAUCUCCCUCGAACUCAUCCCUCAGGGUACCCUUGUCGCGCGUUUGCAUGCCCAUGCCGCCGGCUACCCUGCCUUCUUCACCCCAACCGGAGCGUCGACCGCGGUCGAAGAAGGGUCUAUCCCUGUUCGUCUCGGGCCCGACGGCAAAUCCGUCGCCAUCCCGGGGAACAAGAAGGAGGCGCGCGAGUUCAACGGACGGCGCUACGUCAUGGAGCCCUCGAUCGUUGGCGACGUCGCGUUCGUGCGCGCCUGGAAGGUGGACGAGGUCGGCAACUGCGUCUUCCGCUACGCGGCGAACAACUUCUCGGCGACAAUGGCGCGCAACGCGAAGCUGACGAUCGUCGAGGCGGAGGAGAUCGUGCCCGUGGGCUCGCUCUCGCCGAACGCGGUGCACCUGCCCGGGGUGUACGUCGACCGCAUCGUCAAGGCGACGGCGCCGAAGCAGAUCGAGUUCAUGACCCUCGCGAAGGAGGGCUCGGCCAAGGAUGAGACGUCGGCGGACCCGGUGAAGCAGCGCGCACUGGAGUUGCGGAACAGAAUUGCGGCACGUGCGGCGAAAGAGCUCAAGGACGGCUUCUAUGUCAAUCUCGGAAUUGGGAUGCCUACGCUUGUGCCCGAGUUCCUCCCAUCGAACGUCAAAGUGUGGCUUCAGAGUGAAAACGGUAUACUUGGCAUGGGUCCUUACCCCAAGAAGGAGGAGGUUGACGCCGACAUUAUCAAUGCCGGCAAGGAGGUCGUUACCCUUUUGCCUGGAUCUACGGUAUUUGACUCCUAUGACUCCUUUGCGAUGAUUCGCGGAGGUCAUAUUGACGUUGCAAUUCUUGGCGCCAUGCAAGUCUCACAGAAGGGCGACAUUGCUAACUUCAUGAUCCCGGGCAAACUCGUCAAGGGCAUCGGUGGUGCUAUGGACCUGGUCUCGAACCCGGACAAGACGAAGGUCAUUGUGGUUAUGGAGCACUGUGCAAAGGAUGGCAGCCCGAAGAUCCUGAAGGAGUGCGCGUUGCCGCUAACUGGCGCUCGGACCGUCAGUCUCAUCAUUACCGAGCUUGCGGUGUUCGAGGUCGACCGGUUGGGAGGCGAGCUCACGCUGACGGAACUCGCGGAGGGCGUGACUCUGGACGAGGUCAAGGCGAAGACCGGGUGCGACUUCAUGGUAUCGGACACGCUCGGGCGAAUGUGA
Epithele typhae is the source of this 1662-nucleotide messenger RNA. Its product is annotated as 3-oxoacid CoA-transferase. Bases 1 to 1662 code for a protein of 553 amino acids. The record is from RefSeq and is a predicted model, not a curated record. Gene Ontology annotation, biological process: ketone body catabolic process. NCBI's taxonomy places the organism in Eukaryota, Fungi, Basidiomycota, Agaricomycetes, Polyporales, Epitheliaceae. Gene Ontology annotation, molecular function: succinyl-CoA:3-oxo-acid CoA-transferase activity. The transcript is spliced from 9 exons.